This is a messenger RNA of Dama dama (fallow deer), 5144 nucleotides long. RefSeq names its product NRDE-2, necessary for RNA interference, domain containing (gene NRDE2). NCBI's taxonomy places the organism in Eukaryota, Metazoa, Chordata, Mammalia, Artiodactyla, Cervidae. Gene Ontology annotation, cellular component: catalytic step 2 spliceosome. Gene Ontology annotation, biological process: RNA processing; negative regulation of RNA catabolic process; regulatory ncRNA-mediated post-transcriptional gene silencing. The coding region runs from base 87 to 3554 and encodes 1155 amino acids. The record is from RefSeq and is a predicted model, not a curated record. Gene Ontology annotation, molecular function: protein binding. The transcript is spliced from 14 exons.
GUGCACCGCCACCGCGACGGCCGUACGGUCGGCCUCGGGCUCCCGGCGCCAUCUUUGUGGGUGAGGCGGCGGUGCGGCCUGUGACCAUGGCGCUCUUCCCCGCCUUUGCGGGCGUCGCCGAGGCUCCGGACAGCGGGAGGAAAGAAUUAGACUGGCUGAGCAACCCAAGCUUUUGUGUUGGAGCCAUAACAUCUCUGAGCCGACAAACUGAAGAGGCCAGCAAAGCCCCAGUUUCUGAAGGGUCACCACUGACAAGGAGUCCUCUAAAAUCAGAGCCUUCAGAUGAAAGCGACACUAACAGAAAGCCCAAAGAAGCAGGCAGGAAAAAGAAGAAAGAGAAAAAGAAGAGAAGGCAGCGUGAGCACCACAGGGAAGCCAAGAGCAGGCGUGGGCGCUCGGGCAGCCGUGGGUCUGAGCCAGGCGCCGGUUCUGAAAGGGACCGACCUUCCGGAGGCAUCAGAGACAGUAAAGGGGCGUCAGAGAAACCGAAUCAAGAAAAUAAUGCCGCCGUGGAUACCGGACGUCACUGUGUUUGGCUUGAGGACAUCCAGGCUCUGACGGGAGAAACCUUCCGAACGGAUAAGAAACCGGAUCCUGCCAACUGGGAGUAUAAGUCUCUUUACCGAGGAGAUAUUGCGAGAUACAAGAGGAAAGGAGACUCCUGCCUCGGCCUCAACCCGAAGAAGCAGUGUGUGUCUUGGGAGGGGACUUCCACAGAAAAGAAGCGUUCCCACAAGCACACUGAACGCUACUUCACCAAGAAGAGCGUGGGGUUAAUGAGCGAGGCCGGCCUCUCCGUCAGCAGGCAGCCUGUAGCUCCGUCAUCCCAGCCGCUCUCCUUUAUCCCGGUGGGGGGCAUGGACGACGUGGCUCCCCCUCCUGCCAGCUGGCUGAACCCGCUGGGGAUUUACGAUCAGGUCACAACGCAGUGGUUACAGGGACAGGGUCCUUCGGAGCAGGAGUCCAGGCCACCAGACUCACAGCCCGACCGAGAGAGCGUGCUCCUCAAGGCCAGGGUGGAGGAGUUUAACAGGAAGGUUCGGGAGAACCCUCGGGACACGGAGCUGUGGAUGGCUUUUGUUGCCUUCCAGGACGAGGUCAUGAGAAGUCCGGGCCUCUACGCCGUGGAGGAAGGAGAGCCGGAGACGCGGAAGCGGUCCUUGAGGCUGGUCCUGGAGAAGAAGCUGGCCAUCCUGGAGCGGGCCAUUGAGAGCAAUCCGAGCAGUGUGGACCUGAAGCUCGCCAAGCUGAAGCUCUGCGCCGAGUUCUGGGAGCCCACCACUCUGCUCAAAGAGUGGCAGAAACUGAUCUUCUUACAUCCCAACAACACAGCCCUCUGGCAGAAAUACCUGUUGUUUUGCCAGAGCCAGUUCAGCACCUUCUCUGUAUCAAAAAUUCAGAGUCUCUACGGGAAGUGCUUGAGCACCCUGUCCGCCGUGAGGGACGGCAGCAUCGUCUCCCACCCCGAGCUGCCGGGCACUGAGGAGGCCAUGUUUGCCCUCUUCCUCCAGCAGUGCCACUUCCUGCGGCAGGCAGGCCACUCCGAGAAGGCCGUCUCUCUGUUCCAGGCCAUGGUCGACUUCACAUUCUUCAAGCCCGACAGUGUGGAGGGCCUGCCCACCAAAGGCCAGGUGGAGUUCUUUGAGCCCUUCUGGGACAGCGGCGAGCCCCGGGCCGGGGAGAAGGGCGCCCGAGGCUGGAGAGCCUGGAUGCACCAGCAGGAGUGGGGCGGCUGGGUGGCCGUCAGCCCAGAUGACGAGGAUGAGGAGCCGGAGGACGAGGAGCAGGAUAUCAGAGACAAGACUCUGCCCCGGUGGCGGAUCUGGCUGGCUGCCGAGCGGUCCCGAGACCGCAGGCACUGGCGGCCGUGGCGCCCGGACAAGGCCAGGAAGCAGACAGAGGAGGACUGUGAGGAUCCCGAGCGACAGGUGUUGUUUGAUGAUCUCGGGCAGUCUCUGAUCCGACUUUCCAGCCCGGAUCUCCAGUUUCAGCUGAUUGUAGCCUUCCUGCAGUUCCUGGGGGUGCCUUCCGGCUUCAGCCCUCCCGCCUCCUGCCUUUAUCUGGCCAUGGAUGAGAACAGCAUCUUCGACAACGAACUUUAUGACGAAAAGCCCUUGACUUUCCUCGACCUCUCCUGCUCCGGCGUCGGCUGUGUGGGCCGCAUGGACCCUCUGGGUGGCCGGCACUGGCCCCGGGGUCCCAGUCGAGAGGGUGAGGAGUUUAUCCGCAACGUCUUCCACCUGGCGCUGCCUCUGUUUGCAGGCAGGGAGCGGUCUCAGCUCUGCGUCUUCUGGCUACGGUACGAGAUCACCAAGGUCAUUUGGUGUCUGCACACUAAAAACAAGAAGAGAUUAAAGUCACUGGGAAAGAACUGCAAAAAACUAGCCAAGAAUCUCCUCAAGGAGCCGGACAACCGCAACAGCUCUUGCCUCUGGCAGCAGUACGCACAUCUGGAGUGGUUGCUGGGCAACACGGAGGAUGCCCGGAAGGUCUUCGAGGCGGCCCUGGGCACCGCCGGUGGCGGCGGCCUGGCGGACGCGGACCUCUGUGAGCUCGGCCUGCUCUACGCGGCGCUGGAGGCGGAGCUCUCGCCGCCUGUGGGCGGGGCGGCGCCUGCGCGUGCGGUGCGCGUGCUGACGGGGCUGGCCGAGCGCGGCCCAUCCGGGCCCUGCCCGGGACAGCCCUCGGCCGUGCACGUGUUGAAGGCUCGGAAGGCGUAUGAACACGCGCUGCAGGACUGCCUGGCGGAGCGCUACGGCCCCGACCAGGGCCUGCCCGACCGCCUCAGCCGCCUGGUCACCCUGGCGAAGUGCUUCAUGCUCUUCCAGUACCUGACCGUGGGCAUUGGCGCCGCUGCGCGCGUCUAUGAGCAGGUGUUUGCAGGGCUCAGGGGCUCCGUCUCCGCCGAGGGUGCCGGCCUGGAGGGCGCCCUGGAGGCCGUCACCCUGAUGCACACCAGCCUGCUCAGGUUCCACGGCCGGGUUGCCGCCCACCCGCUGGCUCCCCUGCGAGAGGCGCUCUCAGAGGCUUUACGGUUGUACCCGGGCAACCAGCUUCUCUGGAGGUCGUACGUGCAGAUUCAGAGCAAGUCCCACAGCGCCAGCAGGACCAGAAGAUUCUUCCAAGCCGUCACCAGGUCCGCCAAACACCUGGAGCCGUGGCUGUUCGCGAUUGAAGCGGAGAGAAUGAGGAAGAGACUGGUGGACGCCGUGCAGAGGGUGGACGGCAGAGAGGUCCACGCCACCCUUCCCGAGAUCGGCCUGACGCACCGGAUCAGAGCCCUGUUUGAGAGCGCCAUGCGGAGCGCCCACGGCAGCCAGUGCCCCUUGCUGUGGAGGAUGUACCUGAACUUCCUGGUUUCCUUAGGAAAUAAAGAAAGAAGCAAAGGUGUGUUCUACAAAGCACUGCAGAACUGUCCUUGGGCAAAGGCGCUGUACAUGGACGCCGUGGAGUACUUCCCCGACGAGAUGCAGGAGGUCGUGGACCUGAUGACGGAGAAGGAGCUGCGGGUGCGCCUGCCGCUGGAGGAGCUGGAGCUGCUGCUGGAGGACUAGACGCCGGGUGGGGCCUGCCCUGGGGGCCGGGACCAGCCCCAAGACACGGGCACGCGUGUGCCCAGACCUCUGCCCUGCAGGGUCUUCCCUGCCAGUCUCACCUCUUGCACAGUUUUUGCACGUGCAGAUAACACAAAGCUGUUGUUUUGCACAUACAUGUGAAUAUGUGCACAGACAAGAAUCACGCCAAAGCCGUCAUGCUCCGGGUGGGUCCUUUUGGCCCACUCUCCCCUGCCCAGCCCGGGUGAAGGUUCUUUCUGUUGGCAUCCUUGGGGAUCCUGCCACGUCUCCCGGCUCUUGCUGUCGAAAGAGAGGUCUGGUUACUCACCAGGCCCUCCUCCCUGCGGCUGGUGAGCCCGCUCGGCCCCUCUUCAGACCAGAGCAGCAGGGAAUCGUGUCCAGCUUGGGGUCCUCAGCUGCACCACACGUGUCCUUCCUGUUCCCGAAGCUCCACUCGCGGACCUCUCGCCUGUGGACUUGGCGGCCAGCGUCGCCUGGAGUUCGUGCCGUGGAGACCCUGGGCCCGCGGCCCUGCCGAGUCAGAUCGGGCUCCAAGAGGGAGGACCCCUGUCAGGGGACUGAACAAACAGGGACCCCGCUGCAGGGGAGCAGGCCCGGGUCCAGGUGCAGAGAGCGCGGCCUGCUCCUCCGUGGCGAAUCCGUCUCUGCCUCAGAGACGCCGAACGUUCGCUUCUGGCCGCGUCAGCCGCGCUGCUCUCGUUCUGAUUUCCAAGAGCGGUGAUCGACAGCCGACGGAGCGGAAAUGCUAUGUCUUCUCUGAGGUCCCUUUUUAAACACAGUGGACUUCUCUGCGUUGCGCUUCUUCGUAAAUCAUGCUCUCUAGAACUGCUGAGAGCGAAUUUCCUUGGCCGCUCGUCCAGAAAAGCAGGCGUUGUGGAACCUGGGCUAGAAACCAGCUGGGGGCACGGCGGUCUCGGGCUCCAACGCUGCACUGAGCAGAGCGCGGGGAGGAGGGAGCCAGGCGAGGGGCGGCGCCGGCGCUUCUGAACUCUGGUGAGAGGGAGGGGUGCUGACCACCGCGGGGCUGCCCCUCUGAGACUGCGUUGGGAACCCUGUCUCAGCAGCACCAGUCCUCCCUUCCUGCCCCAGACCCUCCAGGGGCAGCCCCGGCCGGGGGGUCGCAGCCUUGUUGCCUCCACAGCAGGGGUGGGCGGCCGUGUGCUCAGGAGCCAGCGGCUGCUGUUUAGAGCUGCCGCCGGCGGAGCUGUGCCGCGGGGGCGGCAGGGACGCGGCCUGCAGUGCCCCUGGUCCCCCAGAGGCUUCCCCACACCUGGGCCCACCCACUCCGGCCACGGAGCACCCAGCGUGUGGACAGGACUCCGUGUUAAGAGAAAGAACGCUUUAUUGGGACGCCGGCAGCCCGCCAGGGCCCUACACGCGUGCUCCAGAGGGACGCUGGAUGCUCCGCCAACCGUGGCCAGCGGCACAUGGCGCCCAGGCGGCUCCCUCCCACCCUCUCCCCAGGGGCCGGGACCCUCCCAGCCUUUCCUGGAAGGCAACUCUGGUCCACUACAGAUAGAGCCCCUCCGGGGUGCCUUCCUGUUUUUUAUAAAGAACAUUUUCCUUCGA